Molecule: messenger RNA, 2220 nt
Organism: Telopea speciosissima
Lineage: Eukaryota; Viridiplantae; Streptophyta; Magnoliopsida; Proteales; Proteaceae
Product: neutral/alkaline invertase 3, chloroplastic-like
Exons: 6
Biological process (GO): sucrose catabolic process
Cellular component (GO): chloroplast
Molecular function (GO): endo-alpha-N-acetylgalactosaminidase activity; sucrose alpha-glucosidase activity
Source: RefSeq, a predicted model, not a curated record
CAACAGCCAGGGGAUGCGUCAGAUCUGUCCGGCUUUGAUAAUAUCAAUUUGACUGUAAUCAAUCAAGUUGCAGUUAUAAUGCCAAUGGGCACUUCUGAAGCAGUACUGCAUAUUCUGCCAAGGACAGUACCUAACCUUGUAUUUUCUGAUCCAUUUCUUGGCAAAACAAACUCCACACUUUCUCUUAAAUCACAUGUACAAUGUACAAUGAAAAGGGCCUGUUCAGGGUAUGUGGAAUCAGUACAUUGUUCAAGAGUGAUACGAGGUUGCUUGAAGGUCCGUUGUAUUCAGGGUAUAGGCGAUGCUUGUCAUGGAAAUAUGAUGUUCGGUCGAUCGCGGUUGCUGCGUUGCCAAUGUCAACGGACUGAAAGUAUUAGUGGGAUAACUGCAGAGGAUGGGAAUGGGGCCUUGUUCGUGGAUACUGCACAGAAAUCUAAUCCCAUUAAUGGUGUGGUGAAUGGGCCAAAAUCUCUAGAGCUUGGGGAACUUCAACAAUCAAAAUAUGAGAAGGAUACUUUGACACCUAAUGGUGGGUUACCUGAAGCUGGAACAAUCAAGCAUACUUCACGUAAAGUUCAUGUCAACUCCAUUGAGGAUGAGGCAUGGAAUCUUCUACGGGAAUCCGUUGUUUAUUAUUGUAACAGUCCUAUUGGAACAAUUGCUGCACAGGACCCAAGCAAUUCCAAUGUUCUGAAUUAUGAUCAAGUCUUCAUCCGUGAUUUCAUACCUUCUGGAAUAGCAUUUCUUUUAAAGGGUGAAUAUGAGAUCGUUCGGAAUUUCAUCCUUCACACGCUUCAGUUGCAGAGCUGGGAAAAAACAAUGGACUGUCAUAGUCCUGGUCAAGGGUUGAUGCCGGCUAGUUUCAAGGUACGAACUGUCCCUCUUGAGGGUGAUGACUCUGCAACGGAAGAUAUCUUGGAUCCUGAUUUUGGAGAGGCAGCUAUUGGCCGUGUGGCACCAGUUGAUUCUGGACUAUGGUGGAUUAUACUUUUACGAGCAUAUGGAAAAUGCUCUGGAGAUCUUUCAGUACAAGAGAGAGUUGACGUGCAAACUGGAAUUAAGAUGAUUUUGAGGCUUUGUCUUGCGGAUGGUUUUGAUAUGUUUCCAACAUUGCUAGUGACAGAUGGUUCUUGCAUGAUAGACCGCCGCAUGGGAAUUCAUGGCCACCCUCUGGAAAUUCAGUCACUAUUUUAUUCAGCACUACUUUGUGCACGUGAGAUGCUUGCUCCAGAGGAUGGGUCAGCUGACCUUGUACGAGCGAUGAAUAAUCGUCUGGUGGCAUUAUCGUUCCAUAUAAGGGAGUAUUAUUGGGUUGACAUGAGGAAACUCAAUGAAAUCUAUCGCUACAAAACAGAAGAGUACUCAUAUGAUGCCAUCAACAAGUUCAACAUCUACCCUGAUCAGAUUCCUCCGUGGCUAGUAGAAUGGAUGCCCAAGAAAGGAGGCUAUUUAAUUGGAAAUCUGCAGCCCGCUCACAUGGAUUUCCGUUUUUUCUCUCUUGGAAAUUUGUGGUCUAUUGUUAGCAGUCUUACAACAGUGGAUCAAUCACAUGCCAUAUUAGAUCUGAUUGAAGCCAAAUGGGCAGAUUUGGUGGCAGAUAUGCCAUUUAAGAUAUGUUAUCCAGCUCUUGAAGGUCAGGAAUGGCGGAUUAUCACAGGCAGUGACCCCAAAAACACGCCUUGGUCCUACCACAAUGCAGGUUCAUGGCCAACUUUGCUAUGGCAGCUCACAGUGGCGUGUAUAAAGAUGAAUAGAUCAGAGAUAGCUGCAAAAGCUGUUGAGACUGCAGAGAGGCGGAUAUCAAGGGACAAGUGGCCUGAAUAUUAUGACACGAAAGGCGCAAGAUUCAUUGGGAAACAGGCACACCUUUUGCAGACAUGGUCAAUUGCAGGAUAUCUUGUGGCAAAGCUCCUCCUUGCUGACCCGUAUGCAGCAAAUAUUCUAAUAAAUAUAGAGGAUGAACAACUUGUCAAUGCCUUCUCCUGCAUGAUUGGUGCAAAUCCAAGAAGAAAUCGUGGUCGGAAAGGAGUGGAAAAGAGCUAUCUUGUAUGAGUUUUUGUCACCGAGUAAAGAACUGUGCGAGAAGAGAUUGUUGUUGACAGGAAACAGCUGACCAGGACUGCAAAGCACAUGGAAUGCAUCAUCUGUGCUUGACCCAUAGGUUGGCUGUUCAUUGGUUUUUCAUACUUAUUUGAGCUACAUUAUACAUUUCGCUUCUCU